Blumeria graminis f. sp. triticale is the source of this 2496-nucleotide messenger RNA. The record is from the annotation of a GenBank genome assembly. Lineage: Eukaryota; Fungi; Ascomycota; Leotiomycetes; Helotiales; Erysiphaceae.
AUGAACUCAAGCACAUGCCGAAACCCAGUCAAAAACCUGGUAGUUUCUUUAAAGAACUACCUCAGUGAAGGAUACUUGAUAGAUUCAGAUAUCAAUAAUAUUAAUUCACGUCUCACAAGAAUAUGUAAAUGGAUGAAGUCAACACAAUUUGACUUGGAUCCAUUUGUACCUCUGGCCACGCUGAUUCUAAAUCAUGCUUCUGACACUGAGGUAUGGAUAUCACUUUUGGAACUUGUUGACACGCUUGAAAAGAUAAUCGAGGCCCUAGAAGAAAAGUUAGACAACCCAGGUGCCAAAUCGAUGUUCAGGCGGACUGGGAUAACACGCGAAUGUUUUUGCAGUAAAUACUUCACCCAAAAGUCAUGGACAAAUGACUGUAUCGAACUGGCAAAAGAAUAUGUGAAGCGCUCCGGGGAAGAUGAUUUGAAAUUUCCAACAGAUCUAGACGAAAUUCUGGUGUGGGAAUGGAUGAAGAAUGUGGAAAACAAAAUUUUCCAUUCGUCUAAAGAAUCAUCGGAAACCUCGACAGAAUCAUCUUACUCUCUGCCGGCCCAGGCUGUACCUCUUUUGAAAGGUACUCAACAUCGCAUGAACCAAGCAGGCACAAUCGAUGGCGCACAAUCUGAGAGACAAGUUGACUACUACAUCACGCGGCGAGAUGUUUCGACUUCAUCUCAUGACUGGCGCGAUAUUCUCGUGAUUGGAGAGUUAACAAAGUCUCCAACAGAUGAGUUUAUGAAAAAUUUUCUACAGCACUCUGCGCUAAUGCGGGAGGUGUUUUUCGCACAACCACUUCGACAGUUUGUGCACGGGUUUAUCCUCUUUGGCAAGUCUCUUCUGCUCUGGGUAUACGAUCGGUCAGGGCCAUACUGUAGUUCAUUUAUCGACAUUGGCCAAUCACCGCAGACGCUUGUGUAUGUGAUGGCAGCGUAUAUGUCAAUGAGUGAUGCAGAACUUGGACUUGACCCAAACAUUAAGUACGAAGCCCAUCAAACUACGGUAACGCUAGAUGUUCCCGGACCAGAGAAGACGCGCGAGUUUAGACUUUUUCCAGAGCCAGUCGCACAGCCGACGACACUUGUGACAAGGGGAACCAGCUGUUACCGGGAUCUAGAUGGUGGUUGUGCGAAAGACGUGGAUGGCAUGGUGAAGCUUGUGGGAUGGCGCGACUCAGUAAAAAUUAGCCAACUUCGAGAAGGACUGAUAUUCACACAGGCAAUGGUGAAAGAUACGCGUCCAAAUGACAAAGCCAUGGCCACUCCACUUGGGUUCACUGAUGGUUUUAUGCCAGAUCAAAAGAAAAGCACCAGCAAGAUCACGAAGCGUAAGCGAAGGGGCGAAGUAAACGAAGCCGGGACUGAACAUGGACGGUCGAGUAAAAGGGCAAGAUCCUCAGCUGGAUCAUCAGUCAUGGCAGAAAGUGUCACGGAAAAUAGGCCAUCUGUAUCGUUGAAUGUCAUCACCGAAGAAGAUGUGUCUUGUGUUCCAGGGGAUGAAAGCACUAAUAAUGCCGAAAUCUCUAUUGGAGGAGACAGACAGUCUACUAGGGAGAAACGGAAGAACUUGGAGAGCGACGAAGUCAACGGUCGAAUCAAGAGGCUUCAACUUUCAAGCAAUGCAGACAAUGCAGACAAUGGAACAACUAACGGUAAUUCCGGCACCAGCAACUUUCCCGAUAUGGAAAAAGUCAUUGGAAUCUCGCCUUUCAUUUUCGGAAGUGAUCAUUUGAAUGUCACACACGAUAAUAUCUGGCCCGAAUUCAAAGUUAAGGUCAGAGUUGCAGGGAUCCGAGAUCGUCAGUACUCGGCCGUUGCGACAACGCCAUUUGGACGACCGAUACACAAGGUUGAAUCGCCAAUUGAACUGGUCAUCGGGCUGCGUGAUGCGAUCAAGGCGCACAGGUCACUACUCAAAGAUGCCAUGAUACUGCACCUGGAUAUAUCAGAAAAUAACAUUAUUUUGACUGGUUCCGAUGUUAGCAAGGACUGGAGGGGAUUCUUGAUCGAUCUAGACCUGGCUGUACUGCUGUCCGAUGACAAAGCUCAGAGAAAGACUCAGACAAUGACCGGGACUAUGGAGUUUAUGGCACUAGAACUUCUUAGUGGGAGUUGUGAAAAAACAGGUGCCAUAGUCAAUCAUUCAUACCGCCAUGACUUGGAGUCGUUCUUUUAUGUCCUCUUAUGGUUAAGUAUGAGUCGCGGAUGGGAAAAGGGCAAAGAACAGAACCGAGAUUACCUUUCGAAAUGGUUCACAGGGACUGCGAAAGAGAUCUUUGAAUUUAAGAAUACUCAAAUGAAAGAAUCAAAUAUCGAAGAAGAUGUUUUGAACAAGUUCUCGCCAAAGUUUUAUGGAUUGAGGAGGCUAGCAAAGGAGUUCUGGAGGAUAAUAUUUCUCACAAACGGAACAUUUUUUAUAGGAGCUUACAAGGAUAAUAACGCGUUGUAUAACUCAACCAUGGCGGCAUUUGAUGAGGAAAUUCAGAUGAUGAUAGUGUAA